Molecule: messenger RNA, 477 nt
Organism: Tauraco erythrolophus (red-crested turaco)
Lineage: Eukaryota; Metazoa; Chordata; Aves; Musophagiformes; Musophagidae
Source: RefSeq, a predicted model, not a curated record
UCUGCUCCCCAGGGUUUGUAUUUGGUUUACCACCCUGUCCAGCUGGGCACAGCUAAUGCCAUAGGGAUCUUGAUGUUGGGCUUGAUCGGCUAUUACAUCUUCAGAAUGACCAACCACCAGAAGGACCUCUUCCGUCGUACAAAUGGCAACUGCAAGAUAUGGGGGAAGAAAACAGAGUAUAUUGAGUGCUCCUACAUGUCUGUGGAUGGGACCAAGUACUACAGCAAACUGAUGACCUCAGGAUUUUGGGGAUGGGCACGCCAUUUUAACUACACAGGAGAUUUGAUGGGCUCCCUGGCCUCUUGCCUGAGUUGUGGGUUUGAACACAUCUUGCCUUACUUCUACAUUGUUUAUAUGACUAUUCUACUAACCCACCGUUGCAUUAGGGAUGAACACCGUUGUUUCAACAAAUACGGGAAGGACUGGAAGCGCUACACUACUGCAGUGCCUUACCGGCUCAUACCAGGAAUAUUUUAA